Girardinichthys multiradiatus is the source of this 1950-nucleotide messenger RNA. It is a transcript of the gene rab38c, whose product is annotated as RAB38c, member of RAS oncogene family. The coding region runs from base 39 to 725 and encodes 228 amino acids. The transcript has 5 exons. NCBI's taxonomy places the organism in Eukaryota, Metazoa, Chordata, Actinopteri, Cyprinodontiformes, Goodeidae. Gene Ontology annotation, biological process: vesicle-mediated transport. The record is from RefSeq and is a predicted model, not a curated record. Gene Ontology annotation, cellular component: Golgi apparatus; trans-Golgi network; vesicle. Gene Ontology annotation, molecular function: GTP binding; GTPase activity.
UCAGACGGUCAGUCGGCUUAGACCCGUUCAAAUUUAUAAUGGGUUGGCUUCAAAAUAAUGAGCGCAGACCGUCAACGCUGUGUUUUUCCUGCAGACAGUACGGAGGCAUGCAGCAGGAGCAUUUUUUCAAAGUCCUGGUUGUUGGGGACCUUGGUGUCGGGAAAACGUCUAUUAUCAAGCGGUACGUUCAUCAGAUCUUCUCCCAGCACUACAGAGCGACCAUCGGAGUGGACUUCGCGCUUAAAGUUCUGCAGUGGGACAAUGACACUGUGAUCCGGCUACAACUGUGGGACAUAGCGGGACAGGAACGAUAUGGGAACAUGACCCGUGUCUACUACAGGGAGGCGGUGGGAGCACUGGUGGUGUUUGAUGUCACGAGGGCCUCCACAUUUGAGGCUGUGCUGAAGUGGAAAGAUGACCUGGACUCUAAGGUGACUCUGAACCAUGGAAGACCAGUUCCUGCAGUACUUCUUGCCAACAAGUCAGACCAAAUAGCGUGUCAGCUGCCCAAAUUGGACUCCUUCUGCAGGGAGAACGGGUUUGUGGACUGGUUUGAGACUUCUGCAAAGGAAAACACAAACAUCAAGGAGGCCGCAUGGUGUUUGGUGGAGCACAUCCUGAACAACGAGGAGAGCUUGAUGACAGAGCGAGAGCCCAACUCCAUCCUUCUGUCUGGAUGCACAAGCACCACAAGUAGUAAUUUCAACUGUUCAUGUUUAAAAUAAUAGCUGCAAAGUGAAUGUCAAAAGUUCGUUUUUUGUAUAGUUUGAAUUGUUUUGUUAUUUUAACAAACUAAGAAAAUGUAUGCACAUAAAAUGUAUACAUUCUCAGAAAGAUUUAACCUUGUUUUUAGCUGUUAGUCAUAACCGACAAGUCACAAACAAUGUGAUUCCCAAAUAUUUCAUUUAACUAAUGGUUUGAAAUGUUUCUGGGUAUACAUUAACACAUUAAAUAGGAACCUUUUCAUAUAGUUGAGUUAUUUUAUUUUGAGUGUUAAUAACAUAUUCUCUGCUUAUAUUUUGAUUGGGUCCCAAUUACCCCACCCCCUGAUGACGUCCAAUGCUGCAGUCUCUGUUUUUCUUGACAGAGACAGAUAUUUUCUGAACAGGAGCUUCUGUAGGACAGCUUUUUGUCUCUUUAAAGAUCUGACUUGAAACCUACAGCUACAGUCUUCAAUGUACCCCUGCUGUUUAUGUUUUCAUGCAGAGCAGUUUGCUGUGAUGCUAGGUGAAAUUUCAGCUGGUCCUUCACCAGGUAAUUUAAUUGCUUGUCCUGUCCUGGACUAGAUUACCUGAGUUAACUAUUACACACAUAGACUGUGCAGUUCAUUUAUUUCUCAUCCCUGACCAGAUGCUAAGUUAUAAGUUAACUCUUAUAGCCAUAGCACCAAAAUGUAUGCAAUACAUGACAUUUUUCUCAUUUAUUAAAAGGAGUAACAAGGUUUAUAUAACAAGACAACACACCCCUUCCCCACUUAGAAGCGGUCUCUAAGAUUGGUUAACACUCUACAUUCCCACAGCAAGAAGCUUAUCUGCUCAGCAACAGUCAAAGACAGUGUGUCAUAAACUUUACAUUAUAAAAACAAUGCUUGGGUUCAUAGGAGGAUGUAAGGUUGGGGAGUGUGUUAAUCUAGGUCAUUCUGUGGCAGGAACACCAUGGUGCCUUUAAUGGCAUGAUACACAAAGAACAUCUGUGCAACUCAGCUCCUUCCACGUGCAUGGUAUGUCGCAACCACAAACGAAAAUACAUAAAAAUGCAAUAAAACAUUUUCCAAUACUCCUCUAGACUAACACUAGCUUGUUUCUUCUCUGUUUUAAUAUUGUUGAUAAUUUGGCUCAUAACAUAUUUCAUAGGCUGCACGGUGGCGCAGUUGGUAGCACUGUUGCCUUGCAGCAAGAAGGUCCUGGGUUCAAUUCCUGGCCAGGGGUCUUUCUGCAUGGAAUUUGCAUG